GUUUGCCUGAAGGAUACCCAAAAUAUUCAAGCUUUUCCAGUCCACAGCACUCCUGAUGGGCCUUUCACAUUAUAAACGGCCGAGCCGCAUCCUGUCUGGCACAAUUGUCUUUCACCAGAUCCCCAACUCCCCUCCCAUGCGCUUGCCUACUAUCUUCACCAGAACAGACCUAGUGGGGAUCAUGAAUCACGUUAUUUCCAACCACUCACCCCUUCCUGAUGACCUACCCGAUGACCCAACAAACUUCAUUGAUGUCAUAUUACUCCCCAGGCUCGCCAAAGCCAACAACACACACAGUCGUCACUUCACAAUCCAUGCGGAGAUUGCGCUUGCACUACAUCUCCAGCAAUGCGGAUUGGCGUCAUCCACUUACCCGUUUUUGGGGCUGUCCAAAUUAUCUUGUACUGCAUGCAUUGAGCUGAUGUCACUCAUCAACAACAACUCUCAGUUUCAGUCUCCCAUCUGGCUAACAUCUGGCACUCACUCCAAGAUAUACCGGUCAUGGGUUUAUCCUGAUUACAUUUCUGACCCUGGAAUCAAACUCAUGCUAGCCCAUCGACUUCGGACAUUGCUCUUCGAAGAAUUUGUUGAUUUUGUUCGCAGACAAAUGGCCCGGCGGUCGUCUGAUAGCAUCGAGUCACAAGGCAUAACAAUCCAUCAAGAAAACGAAGAGGACUUGAAGGACUUCGAGGACUUCGAGGCCGAGCAUAAACAGCACGUGGCGGGGGUGAUUAGAGAAAACUACGAGUAG
This is a messenger RNA of Marasmius oreades (fairy-ring Marasmius), 751 nucleotides long. RefSeq lists its product as uncharacterized. The transcript has a single exon. Bases 56 to 751 code for a protein of 231 amino acids. The record is from RefSeq and is a predicted model, not a curated record. Lineage: Eukaryota; Fungi; Basidiomycota; Agaricomycetes; Agaricales; Marasmiaceae.